AUGGCAUCACAACCUAUCCCCUCUUCACCUGGACCUCAGGAGGCUAUGCCGAUCUCAUCGAAUCUUCCAUCUCAUCCUGAUUCUCCUCCGAGCUCUUCCCACCAUCACCAACCUAAUCACUCUACUACUGCCAAUAGCGCCCACCAGCCAAGUCCACACACAAUCGACGGCCAGCCUCGCCCUACUACCUCCAGCUCCAGUGCCGCCUCGUCGACUUCUGAAUCAUUCUCCAACGCUCCUGCUCGGGCGUCAGUGAAUCGCAUCAAGAGGAAGCCCAUCCCCUCGACGAUAUCAACCUCGGCCAGGUCCGCCCAUCGGUCUCAGGGGUCCACGGCGUCGACGAUCCUGUCCUACGCCGACCUUCCCAAGCCGGAUCACCGCUUCUCAAGGUCUGGUUCAAUAGACAGUCCGACUAUAUACGAGUAUUUCCCUGCCGAGGCGUCCAGGCCCAACAUUGCUUCAGCUCUCGAAAUAAACUCAGCCCUGUUUCACGACCGUUAUUCCGACGCGCCCGGCAUUCCAAACGCCGACCAACACUCCCAGGCCGACACGUCCGACGUACUGUCUGCCUACUCCGCGUACGACGAGCUGCUGUCCGACGUGACACCGGAUGCUGGAACGGUCAAGACCCCUAGUACCAUUGUGGAAGAUCGGACCGACAAGGACGACGACAACGAGUCGACGUACUCGGACUAUCUUGAUCAGCGAGCCAACUCCCCGCCUCCCAUGUUUGCACAAAAAGCAACUCCUCCGCAUCUCCAGUUACAAAAAGUAGACACCGUCAUCGCGCAGAACGUGUUGAAUGAAGAGCUCGAGGCUGCUUCUCCUCAGUCGAUCCACUCGAAUCGCAACAAACCACUACCUAAAUCCCCAGGCGCAGCAUCUCCAUUUGCGGCAUUCUUUGGUUGGGGAGGGAACCCGUCGCCGUCAGGCACCGAGUUCUCGAUAUCGUCCCCCUCUUCUCCAUCCGGAAGAGGAGGGUCAGGCGAAGGUGUUGGAAACAGAUCGCGGACGACCGAGAGCACAACGCCCAAUGCAGCCUCAUCAAAUGCUCUCGGAUACUCUGACUCCUACCUCUCCGCAUCAUUACCCUCCUCACAGUCAUCAUUUCCCCUAGAUGAGAUGGAGGACGAACUAAGAGCCAUCAGCCACGAGUUGGCUUCGUCCAUCCGGCGCGAGAUGGACUUGGAGGAUCUCGUUGACCGAUUGCAGGAGCAGGCUAGUAGUUCCCAAGCGCCAAGCAAGAGAACUAGUGACUAUUUCUCGGACUCGGGAUACAGCUCUACCAAGGCUAGUGAAUCAGAACAGGCCCGUGAUGAAAUCGACAAGAUUCAACGGCGAGCCGAGCAAGAAAAAGCCUCUAUCCGUCUAGAGCUUACGACUAAACUCCAAGAUGAGAGGGCACGGCGCAAAGCCCUUGAUCAGCAAAUCAAGGAACUUGCAGAAAAAGCAUCGCAAAUCGAUCUUGCGCAGAUUAAUAAUCUGGACGCCAACGAGCGAGUAAAGGAUCUCGAAACCACCUGUGAAGAUUUAAGACGUCGCUUGUCCGACGAACGAUCAUCGAGAUCGAACUUUGAGGACCUCUUGUCUGCCCUAAAGAGCGAGCUGCAAGAAGCAUCAAAUGAACGAGACAAUCUACGAGAUGAGGUGGUCCCGCAACUCCGUGCGCGGGUUGAGGGCCUCGAAGCGGAGGCCGCAGAAUAUACAAAUCUUACGUACGAGUCGUCAAAGAUGCAACAAGAACUUCAGAACCUUAGAUCUGAAAACAUGACACUCAAGCGCAGCUCCAUUGUUGGCCCCAUCGAUGUCCAAAACAGAGCCUCUCGUGCUUUCUCAGGUGGGCUAUCGGGCGGGUUGUCCCGCUCAAACUCGGUGGCUGGAGGGCCUAUGCGCGGUCAGAGACCGACUGGCCUUGGACGUUCCAACAGUGUGCGGGGCGGUCCCCAGACGGAAUCCCGGGAGGCGCUUUCCGAACGCUUGAAAGACGUCGAAGCCCAGCGUGACGCGCUUCACGGGGCCUUGAAGAGUCUCUUAGAACGUCAAGAGGUUCAGAAUCGCCAAUACCAGAAGAAGAUUCAACUAUUAGAGAACGAACGUCAGCGCCUGCUGACUGGCCCUGGAAAGAAGGGCUUCGAGAGAGAGAUCAUGAACCUCCGAACGGAAAUUAAUGUACUUCGCCGAAGGGCGGAAGACGCGCUCGACCAAAAGUGGCAGGUUGAGAAGGGCUUGAGUGGUCUCAAAAUGGAUCUCGACAGGGCCGAAGGCGAGAUCGCGUCUCUCCGAGAACUCCUUAAUGAGAAGGACAUUCUCAUCCCCGAGACGAUGGCGCGUAUGAGUGGGUCGGACGAUGGAGAGCGCGAGCCUGUGACAUCCGAGUCCCUCAGCCAGGCCUACGAGAAACUGCAGGCCGCCUAUGCAGAGUCGCUUGAACGUAUCAAGAACCUCGAGUCUGGAAUCAAUGACGACGAGAAGACAAAGGUGGCCAUGCGACGCCUCGAAAGGGCCGUUUCUGUUGCCGUCACUGAGCGCGACUUUGCUAAAUCUGAGAUGGAUGCUAUCCGAAACCGCUAUGAUGAAGCUUAUGCAAACGAGACCAGGAGUGUCCAAGCUGAGAGCGCCCUGGCUGAUGAACUCUGCGAGACAGCUCGGUAUGUCGAGACGCUGGCUUCGCAGGUGCAGCAGCAGUUGAGUGCCAACUCGGAACUUCGAAUGCGCCUUGCCGAUGCUGUGACACGGGGUGACGCAGACAGGAAGGCAAACAAUGAUCGCAUCACUGCUAUGAUGGAGCACCUGGGAGCCCUCGAAGAGCAGCUCGUUUCCGCGCAAUCAGGAUCUGAGGAUCAGGUUACCCGUCAUGAAGAGGAGGUCUCCAAGCUCCGAGAUGCCCAUAACUUUCAGCUUCAGCGCAUUGGUGGUAGCCCUGGCCUUGGUGGCCUAAGGUCCCCUGCUGUGAAAGGCAGCCGAUCAGGUUCCAUGUUGAGCAAAUCUCGCUCCAAGAUCCCCUUCCCUGACCUCAUCGAGGCCCAGAGCUUUGAAGAUGAAGCCGAGAUGACAAGCCUCCGUGCAAAGGUCGCGGAGCUUGAGAAGGCUCUUGCUGAUGCAGAGAAUGAGAUGCAAGAGGUGAUUACUAGAAUGAGCACCGCCCAGAUCGAAGUCUUGAACCUGCAAGAAGAGCGGGACAGAGCAGUCCGAGAGACUAGGAAGCUACAGAAGAUUCUCGAAGGCGAGGAGGCCAAGCCUGUCGAUCAGCGAUUUACGGCCUUCCGAUGA
Molecule: messenger RNA, 3270 nt
Organism: Clonostachys rhizophaga
Lineage: Eukaryota; Fungi; Ascomycota; Sordariomycetes; Hypocreales; Bionectriaceae
Source: the annotation of a GenBank genome assembly